Messenger RNA from Vicia villosa (hairy vetch), 1734 nucleotides. Its product is annotated as probable serine/threonine-protein kinase PBL16. Lineage: Eukaryota; Viridiplantae; Streptophyta; Magnoliopsida; Fabales; Fabaceae. Gene Ontology annotation, biological process: protein phosphorylation. Bases 311 to 1459 code for a protein of 382 amino acids. Gene Ontology annotation, molecular function: protein kinase activity; ATP binding. The record is from RefSeq and is a predicted model, not a curated record. The transcript is spliced from 6 exons.
CAACACACCUCAUUCUAAUGUGGGUCCAUUCAUAUUCUUCUCCCAUAACUAAGCCAACACAACUCCUCAACUCACUCAAACCCCAUCAUUGCCAUCACUAAAAUUACUUCCCACUCUUUCUUUCUUUCUUCACCAACAUGUCUCAUUCACACUAUUCUUUGCUCUAAAAGUUAAACCAUGUGUUUUAAUAUUGGGCGUCAAAAAUAAAACACUAGAGAUAAAAAGAAAGUUCUAGUUUUUGUGAUUGUAAAAGGAGCUAUAGCUAGCUAUAUAGUGCAAAGUUCAAAGGUUUAUUUGGAUUUGGUGUCUAAUGGGAAAUUGUUGGUUUAGGGAAUCAUCAGAUUAUAGAGUCUCAUCCAAUGCAAAACCAGAACAAAACCAGGUAGCAGUGAAAGAAAGAUAUGAACAUGAUGAUUGUAAGUUACCAUCAAAUCCUAAAGAAGUUGAAGAUCUCCGACGCGAUUCAGCUGCAAAUCAUUUGAUUGCAUUCACUUACGAUGAACUAAAGAUAAUAACCGGACAUUUUAGACCAGAUCGUGUGUUGGGUGGUGGCGGAUUUGGAAGUGUUUAUAAAGGCUUUAUUUCUGAGGAGUUAAGAGAAGGCCUUCCUUCAAUUCCUGUGGCUGUUAAGGUUCAUGAUGGAGACAAUAGUCAUCAAGGUCAUAGAGAAUGGCUGGCAGAAGUGAUAUUUUUGGGGGAAUGUUCACAUCCAAAUUUAGUGAAAUUAAUUGGAUACUGCUGUGAAAAUGAACAUAGGGUGCUAGUUUAUGAGUACAUGGCCAGAGGAAGUGUGGAAAACAAUUUGUUCUCAAAAAUUUUGCUUCCUUUGCCAUGGUCCAUAAGAAUGAAGAUUGCAUUUGGUGCUGCCAAAGGACUUGCAUUUCUUCAUGAAGCAGAAAAACCGGUCAUCUAUCGUGAUUUCAAAACAUCAAAUAUUUUACUGGAUCUGGACUAUAAUGCAAAACUUUCUGACUUUGGCCUUGCUAAAGAUGGACCAGUUGGAGACAAGUCUCAUGUUUCUACUAGAAUUAUGGGAACAUAUGGAUAUGCUGCACCAGAAUACAUUAUGACAGGUCAUUUGACUCCUAGAAGUGAUGUUUAUAGUUUUGGUGUUGUUCUUCUUGAGCUUUUGACUGGAAGAAAAUCUUUAGACAAACUAAGACCAGCUAGAGAGCAAAACCUAACAGAAUGGGCUCUUCCUUUGCUCAAAGAAAAGAAGAAAGUGUUGAAUAUUAUAGAUCCAAGACUAGACGGUAACUAUCCAGUAAAAGGAGCUCAUAAGGCUGCAAUGCUUGCAUAUCAUUGUUUGAACAAGAAUCCAAAAGCAAGGCCUCUAAUGAGAGAUAUUGUUGAUUCAUUGGAGCCUUUGACAACAUAUAGUGAGGCCCCUAUUGAAAAAACAUUUACUAUAAUCACUGAGGUUGCUGAAACUGAUGUUAAAAAGAAAGAAGCAAAAUGACUUAAAAGUAGAGAGGGUAUUGUUUUUAGGUUAUAUAAGUUUUCCUUCUCAUGCUUAUAAAAAGAAGGUUCGUCUUAACUUUGUAACAAUUAUGCAGACUCCAACAACGACAUCGGGACAUGACACUGGCGGUUGGAUACUGUUAAUGUCAAAAAUAUAGGACACCGACAUUGUUACAUAUAUGAUAGGAUUUGAUAUUCAUUUAUCUAUCUAUUAUUUAAAAUUUUAGAAUAUUUCAUUUGAAAUUAAUGUUUUUAAUUUUUUAUUAUAAUAUU